Mercurialis annua (annual mercury) is the source of this 2511-nucleotide messenger RNA. Its product is annotated as inositol transporter 4-like. Gene Ontology annotation, biological process: transmembrane transport. The record is from RefSeq and is a predicted model, not a curated record. The transcript is spliced from 6 exons. Gene Ontology annotation, molecular function: myo-inositol:proton symporter activity. The coding region runs from base 173 to 1927 and encodes 584 amino acids. Gene Ontology annotation, cellular component: membrane. Lineage: Eukaryota; Viridiplantae; Streptophyta; Magnoliopsida; Malpighiales; Euphorbiaceae.
UAUACCACAUUUUCUAUAUAUCUUCGUGUAACAGAAAAUAAGAUAAACAGAAUCCGUAACAGAGAUUUUCGUUGUUUAAACCCUUGAGGCUUAUCCAAAAAUGAUUAGGCUAUAUAAACCAAAUAAUAGCUCUUCAUUUGAAAGUAACAAGUGAUCAUUUAUUUCAGUAAAAAUGGUGGACGGUGGAAUUAUGAAAGCAGACAAAACGGAGUUCAGAGAACUGGUAAAGAUGGCAUGGGGCAAUCCUUAUGUUAUGAGACUUGCACUAUCUGCAGGAAUUGGAGGCUUUCUGUUUGGUUAUGAUACAGGAGUCAUUUCUGGUGCUUUGCUCUACAUCAAAGAAGAUUUCCAUUCUGUCAAAACUACGACAUGGUUACAGGAGACUAUAGUGAGUAUGGCAGUUGGGGGAGCAAUAAUUGGAGCAGCAAUAGGAGGAUAUAUAAAUGAUAAAUUUGGGAGGAAAAAGUCAAUAUUAUCAGCAGAUGUAGUGUUCUUUGUGGGAGCAUUAAUCCAAGCAAUAGCUCCAAGUCCUUGGGUGAUAAUAGUAGGCAGAUUUUUUGUUGGGUUAGGAGUUGGAAUGGCUUCAAUGACUUCACCUCUUUACAUAUCUGAAUCAUCACCUGCCAAAGUACGGGGUGCUCUUGUUAGUACUAAUGGUUUGCUCAUUACCAGCGGUCAAUUCUUGUCAUAUUUAGUCAACCUUGCUUUCACUCAGGCCAAAGGAACAUGGCGAUGGAUGCUUGGUGUAGCUUGCCUACCCGCUCUUAUUCAGUUCGUCUUGAUGUUAUCUCUUCCCGAGUCUCCUAGAUUCCUCUACAGACAGAACAAAAUAGAUGAAGCAAGGGUAAUUUUGAAGAAAAUUUACCCGUCUGACGAAGUUGAAAAAGAAAUGAACGCGUUAGCUGAAUCAAUUGAAUCCGAAAAAGCCGAUGAAUCUGAGAUUGGCGACAAUUUAAUAGCUAAACUAAAGGGUGCAUUUAGAAACGAUGUAGUACGCAGGGGACUCUACGCAGGCGUUACAGUUCAAGUUGCUCAACAAUUUGUGGGUAUCAACACAGUGAUGUACUACGCUCCUACCAUAGUACAAUUCGCUGGGUUUGCUUCGAAAUCUACGGCUUUGGCGCUGUCCCUCGUCACUUCUGGCCUCAACGCGGUAUGCACUCUCAUCAGUAUGGCACUGGUUGACAGAUUAGGGAGGAGAAGGCUAAUGAUAGUUUCAAUGAUGGGAAUUAUUUUCUUUCUUGUCUCGUUAUCGGUUGUGUUUAUGGAAGCUUCUGCUGAUGCUCCCAAGAUCAGUUCAUUUGAGUCUGCACAUUUUGGUGCAAACUCUACAUGUCCAGCAUAUGCUACUGCUCUUCAUCCUUCAAAUUGGAACUGCAUGUCUUGUCUCAAAGCUAAAUGUGGAUUCUGUUCCAAUCCUUCCAGCAAGUUCCUUCCAGGAUCUUGCCUGAUUAAUGAGGAAAACUCAAACAUGAAAAGCUCAUGCAAGGCGGAGAAUGGUGUGUUUUUCGAGAGUGGUUGCCCUAGUCGAUUCGGAAUUCUGGCAGUGAUCUUGUUAGCAGCAUAUAUAAUAGUAUAUGCACCUGGAAUGGGCACUGUGCCAUGGAUCGUCAACUCGGAGAUAUACCCAUUAAAGUACAGAGGUGUUGGAGGUGGAAUUGCUGCAGUUUCCAAUUGGAGUUGUAAUCUGUUAGUGAGUGAGACUUUCUUAACUCUCACUCAACAUCUUGGUGCGGGUGGCACCUUUCUCUUAUUCGCCGCUAUUUCCUGUGUUUCUCUUUAUUUCAUCUACCGGUUCGUUCCUGAAACCAGAGGUCUUCAAUUUGAGCAAGUUGAGAAAAUUUUGGAGCAAAGUUACAAGCCAACCUGCUUCUUCAGUGGCGGCGAUGAUGAUCAUCACAACACUUCAUCAAAGGGUACUGUUUGAACUAAAUUCAAAAAUGUGUCCUAUUUUUGUAAAUAGCUAGUAUGAUAAAUAUGUGCAACUUCAGUCAUAUUAUUUACCAAUGACUGAUAUGGAUGCAUUUUAAUUAAAAAAAUCUUUAAAAAAACUUUUUUUCCUCUCCCCUCUCUCUCAAAUAGAAAACCCUAGCCGUCAAGCGUUUCUCCUUUAUUUUUCGCUUCGGCUGCCGUCAAUGGUUUAUUUUUGCCGUUGGCGGUAGCCAUUUCUUUUUUUAUUGCUUUAGAAUUAAAUAAAUGACCGACUCCUUUUCAUCUUUUUUAUUUUGGUUGGUAAAUCUAUCGACGAGGCGCAUCAAUUUCAAUAGAUAUACAAAUAAAAAAUCAGAGAUGGAUCAAGCCCUUUCAAGAUUGAAGAUGAAAUCGUUAUAAGUUAUAUUAGUUUUUUUUUAUAACUAUUUUACAGUGAUUGUCUUUUUUUUUGAAAGUUUUGCUGUUCUUUCUAUAUGAAAGAUUUGUUGUUUUUUAUGAAGAGUUUGUGAGUCUUCUGUUAGACAGAAAAGGAUUGGAUCUUAUUGUGUUAGAGCGGUUAUGUAAUUUUGAUUAUAUUUU